AUGUUUGCCUCGCCUGCGCACCACACUUAUAAGCCAGGCUCCCGGCUUCUUCCCGAAGCUUUUUCCGGCUUCUCUUCACCCCGAUCUCCUGAGGGUCCAAACGUGGGCAGGAUGGAACAAGUGGGGAUCUUCUCCUCCAAGCCGGCCGAACCAGUUGUCUACAAAGUCAAAGUGACGACCGGGCAAGGUCUCCUGACUGGGACCUUUGACUCCAUUUCCAUCACCUUGGUGGGGACCAACGGGGAGAGUGCCAAGCAACUUCUGAACCGGGUCGGAACCAGUUGUGCCAAGGGAUCGGUAAGCUCUGGGGUUUGGCGGUUCGGGGAGAGGGUGGUCCCCCAACUUCCCAGAACAAAUAGCAUCUCCUUUUGCAAACGUGUUACGGAUGACCUUAAGGGAGCUUUCAUCGCUAAGCAGCUAUGAUUAAACAAACAACAAUAAAACAAAUUGCUUCUAAGUUUUUAAUUCACGCGCGAUUGACAAUAAGCCACAAAUGACACCUCCGGGACCAAAACGAAUUUGCAGGAGAGCUCAAAUUAAUAUCCGGGUAUCCUUUGGAGUCCGACAUUUCGCAAUGUUUAGCUUUCGAAUCCUGAUCGGAAAACUCGACCAAAGAACUCUCUCGUUUCGCUAUACACAUAGCAGCCGGAAAGGUUUGUGCUGAACGUCAGGUUUUUGGGGUGAAAAACGGGGGGACGAUCUCCGCGUGGCUACUUAAUUUUGCGUUUCAGAUGCAAGGAGUCUGCCCAAAAAUGCUGAAGGCCUUUAAAUCUAAAUUGAUCCGGCCUCGCUUGUGGUUACUGGGACUCGGGGCAGUGGCCUUCAGACUUGGGGACCUAGGAGGCUGAAUUAUACUGAGCCAGACCCGUGGUCCAUUUAGGUCAAUAUUGUUUACACUGGCUGGUAGCAACUCUCUAAGAUUUCAGAUGGGACCUCUCCCAGCCUUACCUGGAGAGGCUGGGGAUUAAAUCAGGGACUUUCUGCAAGCCUUCUUCUCCUCGGAUAUUUUCACACAAAUCAGUAGGAACCUUUUGCACCCUCUUCCACUAGUGUGAAUGUUGUUAAGUAGAAGAGAAAGAGAGAGAUAUUUUUAAAUGGAUGUAUAUUCUCUCCAAUAAGGGAUGUGGGUGGCGCUGUGGGUUAAACCACAGAGCCUAGGACUUGCCGAUCAGAAGGUCGGCAGUUCAAAUCCCCGCGACAGGGUGAGCUCCCGUUGCUCGGUCCCUGCUCCUGCCAACCUAGCAGUUCGAAAGCACGUCUAAGUGCAAGUAGAUAAAUAGGUACCGCUCCAGCGGGAAGGUAAACAGCGUUUCCGUGCGCUGCUCUGGUUCGCCAGAAGCGGCUUAGUCCUGCUGGCCACAUGACCCGGAAGCUGUACGCCGGCUCCCUGGGCCAGUAAACCGAGAUGAGUGCCGCAACCCCAGAGUCAGCCACGACUGGACCUAAUGGUCAGGGGUCCCUUUACCUUUACCUAUUUUCUCCAAUAUAGAUAAAUAAAACCUAUCAAAGUCAAUGGGCCUAAGUUAGCCACGAUGACCAUGAAUUCCAGUGGGGUCUACCCUGCGUGGAACUGACAUUGGAUAUGGUCCAGGAACUGCAUAACUUGCCAUACCACAAAUAACUUAUUUAUAUUAUUGGUUGCAUUUAAAAUUAUAGCGUUGGAAGGGACCGUGAGGGUCAUCUAGUCCAAUGCAGGAAUCUUUUGCCCCAAGUGGGACUCGAACCCACAACCCUGAGCUUACGAACCUCAUGCUCUGCUGACUGAGCUAUCUGGUGGGCUAUAUCGCACCUUUAUCUCUGAGGAGCUCAAUUGUGGCCUCAGUUGUGAAAUGCAACUAACCAUGGGCGAUAUCAUCUGCUCAACUGGAUGGUAUGCGCAGACAGGGCACAGGACAAGGGUCUGCUAAGAGGGCGUGAGAGCAAGGUUGUGUUGCAUUGACAAAGGGUAAGUCUAACUCUGCCGCCCGAGGCAGCUUGCCUCUGAAUAUCCCUCGCUGGGAAUCGCAAGCCAGAAGAGAACACUGCUGUUGAACCUCAGGUCCUGCCUGGGGCUUCGCAGAAGAGGCACCAUCUGGUUGGCCACUGUGAGAACAGGAUGUGGGACCUGAAUGUAAGGAGCUGGCCCAAAGUUGAAGAAAUGAACUCAGUAUCUCACUGAGGUCUAGAAACUUGGUUAGUCUGCAAAUUGGCAGGUGUGUCACUCAAUUACUUCUCGCUCCCUGGCGAUUUGAUGACUGUAAGAAGUGACUCAAAGGCACAUGGCAAGUUGCCUUAGAUCACGCCAAGCUAUUGACUCCUCAGACUGGUGGCGGCUGUAUGGAUCGUGGCCCGAGAGAGAGACCUUCCCCAGGACCUGUUGCUUGAUGCUAGAGAUGCUGGUGGUGGGCAGGGGGCCUUCCAGAUGCGAAUCACAUGCUCUCUGUGACUGAGCGUUGUGUCCUACCCUUCCAUAGCUCAGUCAGUAGAGGAAGCCUUGAUUAACUGUUGCUGUUGUUGUUUAGUCGUUUAGUCGUGUCCGACUCUUCGUGACCCCCUGGACCAGAGCACGCCAGGCCCUCCUGUCUUCCACUGCCUCCCGCAGUUUGGUCAAACUCAUGCUGGUAGCUUCGAGAACACUGUCCCACCAUUCUCAUCCUCCGUCGUCCCCUUCUCCUUGUGCCCUCCAUCUUUCCCAACAUCAGGGUCUUUUCCAGGGAGUCUUCUCUUCUCAUGAGGUGGCCAAAGUCUUGGAGCCUCAGCUUCAGGAUCUGUCCUUCCCGUGAGCACUCAGGGCUGCUUUCCUUAAGAAUGGAGAGAUUUGAUCUCCUUGCAGUCCAUGGGACUCUCAAGAGUCUCCUCCAGCACCAUAAUUCAAAAGCAUCCAUUCUUUGGCGAUCAGCCUUCUUUAUGGUCCAGCUCUCCCUUCCACACAUUACUACUGGGAAAACCAGAGCUUUAACUAUACGGACCUUUGUUGGCAUAGUUAAAGCUAUGGUUUUCCCAGUAGUGAUGUAUGGAAGGGAGAGCUGGACCAUAAACUACAGGGCCCAGAAUCCUUUGAGAGAAAGAAUGGGCUUGGAAUGGGCUUUAAAGGCAUAGCGCGCUGGCAACCCAACACUCCUGUGUUUAUUGACUUCCGAUUUUAAGCUAUUCCACAGGCAUUUGGCUAUGUCUAGUUUAAAACUAUAUUAUUAAAAAUCACCUCUUCACUCCUGGCAAUGGGUAGGUAACAUGAGAAACGGGGAUUAUUGCUUUGCUCUGUUUCAGCUGUUUAUUUUGUGCUUUUUGUCUUCUGAACUGCUCUGAGAUCUUUGAAUGAAGGGCAGUAUAUAAAUUUUAACAACAACAACAACAGAGUCCUGCUGGACCAGGCCUAUCUAGUCUAGCAUCCUGGUAGACAUCGAUAACCAUCUCUUCCAUGAGUUUGUCUAAUCCUCAUAUAACCCUUCCAUAAUGAUGGCCAUCGGAAAUAAUUGUAGGGUAAUAAUAGGUUGUAUCAAAUGUUAGUCCUACCGAGAGUAUGCAGAUGGAACUCAAUGGACAUGAUUAACCGGGGCCAAUUCAUUUCAUCGGAUCUACUCUGAGUAGGAGGGACGCGGGUGGUGCUGUGGGUUAAAUCACAGAACCUAGGACUUGCUAAUCAGGAGGUCGGCAGUUCGAAUCCCCACAACGGGGUGAGCUCCCGUUGCUCGGUCCCUGCUCCUGCCAACCUAGCAGUUCGAAAGCACAUCAAAGUGCAAGUAGAUAAACAGGUACCACUCCAGCGGGAAGGUAAACGGCAUUUCCAUGCACUGCUCUGGUUCGCCAGAAGCGGCUUAGUCCUGCUGGCCACAUGACCCGGAAGCUGUAUGCUGGCUCCCUCGGCCAGUAAAGCGAGAUGAGCGCCGCAACCCCAGAGUUGGCCAUGACUGGACCUAAUGGUCAGGGGUCCCUUUACCUUUACUCCGAGUAGGACUUAGUUGGAUACAGCCCAAUCUCAGAGUAUUUACUGAUGAUGGCUCUUCAGAAAUGCUUCUGAUAGUUGGAUAUGUUUUUUGGAAGUCUAACCUGUUUGGCCUUUGUUUCAAAUCGUAUGGGUGAAGGAAAAAGGGGAGGUGUUGGAGAUCUCUGGAAACAGAAUUGAAGUUCACAUUUGAAACUGACAGAAUAUAUAUAUAUAUAUAUAUAAAAUAUUUUUUAUUAAUUUUAACAUAUAAAUUAUAAUACAUGCCACAAAACUUCACCACUUAUACAAUCUUUUUUGGACUUCCAUCAGCACCUCUGAUGAUCCACCGUUUUAACCACUUCUUAUGCAUUUCUUAAAUUCAUAUUGCCUUUGAUUAUCUUAACUAACAAUCCUCCCCUUUAUCCAUUUUUGCAAUAGUUCCAAUAAUUCACCUCACAAAACAUCUUGCAAACCUACAAACAUAGUCUACAAACAUCAUCACAAUUACAUUUCAAAUAGUCUGUAAAUUUACACCAGUCUUCUGUGAAUUUCUGGUCCCGCAGAUUUCAAACCCUUCCUGUUAGUUUAUCUAGUUCUGCAUAGUCCAUUAAUUUCAUCCUCCAUUCUUCUUUCGUUGGUAAUUCUUCUUGCUUCCAUUUUUGUGCCAAUAAUAUUCUUGCUGCCAUCGUUGCAUAUAAAACCAGCUUACAUUCUUUUCUAUUUAUAUCACUUCCUACAAUGCCCAGUAAAAAUGCUUCUGGUUUCUUUAUAAAUGUAUAUUUCAACAUUUUUUUCAUCUCAUUAUAUAUCAUUUCCCAUAAGCUUUUCACUUUUUUACAUUCCCACCACAUGUGAUAAAAUGUUCCUUCUUUUUCUUUACAUUUCCAACAUUUAUUACUAACUUUAUACAUGUUAGCUAAUUUAACGGGUGUAAUAUACCAUCUAUACAUCAUUUUCAUCACAUUUUCUCAUAAGGCAGAAACUCACAGAAAUCUUAGCAUUGUAGAGUUGGACAACUGCAAUGCGGGAAUUGCAGCUACAGAAUCGCCGUGAUUCUCAUGCUUGCAUUCUGGACAACUCAAAACCGAAAUGCUUUUGAAGGGGGAUCCUGUCAACUGCCUUUGUACAUUCCUGUCCAUUUCCUUCACAAAAAGAGAAUGGGAAAUGGCUGCAUUCUUCCAGGGCCUGCUGAAGGCAUCGCAAGGGUUUCCUGUCUGUCUCAAUGCAGGCGCUAGUUGACUCAGCAUCGCUGGUUGUGUUAUCCGCCAAUUACUGUUUUUGGGAAACGUUGAGUUUAAUUUGGCACGCAUUCUAAGCCCUUAAUUGAAUUGUCACAGCCCGUCCUCCUAGCAGCCGGUCUUUGACACACGCUUCCAUUCUCCUUUUUUCCCUUCCUUACGCCCACGUGCACCAAAGAUUCACAUAUCUGAUUACUCGCAUCUUUCAGCUGACGCAACAAGGCACUUUUGGUUGCUGCUGUUGCAAAGUUCAGCCACGGAAAUCUGAAAGAGGCUCCCAGGGAAUACACGAAUCACACCGCUUGUUUUAAACUGUCUAUGGAUGUGUGUGUGAUGGGGAAGAGAGAUGCAAAUAAUUAGAAGUUUUUAAAUUGUGCUUGUCAUGGAGCAAGCAGAGAGAGAGAGAAGAGUUUUUCUGCCUUUCUCGUAACAUCAACGAAGCUGAAUGUUAGGAGAUUCAGGUCUGAUAAAGAGAAACGCUUCUUUCAGUGCAUGUUUUAAGUAUGGAAUUUGGACUGCUUGAAAAGAGAGCUAGAUAAAUCCACAAAGGGCAAGUCCAGUGCUGGAUUUAGGUAUAAGCUAAACAAGCUAUAGCUUAGGGCCCCACUCUCUUGGGGCCCCCAAAAAAAUUUAAAGGAAAAAAUUAACAACUGGAUGCACAUUUCCAGAAUAUAAGAUACAAAACAAAUAAAAUAAAACCUGCAUACAGCAACAGUGUUUUGUGUUGUGUAGGCUCCUAUGAUGUAAGUAAUGGGCCCCGCUUGCUAGCCUGCUCCCUAAAUAUCACUGGUUUGCUCAUUUCUUUAUAUAGGGUGCCUACAUUCUGCAUGCGCAAAUGGCUUUAGAUACCUAUGAGGUCCAUAAAUGACCAUAUAGGUAAUGGUAAAGAGACCCCUGACCAUUAGGUCCAGUCGUGACCGACUCUGGGGCUCAUCUCGCUUUAUUGGCCGAGGGAGCCGGCGUACAGCUUCCGGGUCAUGUGGCCAGCAUGACUAAGCCGCUUCUGGCGAACCAGAGCAGUGCACAGAAACACCGAUUACGUUCCCGCCGGAGCGGUACCUAUUUAUCUACUUGCACUUUGACGUGCUUUCGAACUGCUAGGUGGGCAGGAGCAGGGACCGAGCAACGGGAGCUCACCCCGUCAUGGGGAUUCGAACCGCCGACCUUCUGAUCGGCAAGUCCUAGGCUCUGUGGUUUAACCCACAGCGCCACCCGCGUCCCAAAUGACCAUAUAGCAUAUAUUCAACACAAAAAAUAGUAAAAUUUGUUGUUGACAAAGGACAGCUAGACACAUAAAGGGCCCCAUUACCUUCAGUAGCUUAGGGCCUCGUCAAACCUAAAUCCAGCCCUGGGUAAGUCUAUGGAUGGCUCCUAGCCACGAUGGCUGCUCUUGUGUUCAAAUCCUGCUUGCUGGUUUCCCAUAAUGGGCAUCUGGUUGGCCACUGGGAGAACAAGACGCUGGACUAGGUGGGUGUCAUUGCCCUGAACCAGUAGCAGACUCAUCUUAUAGAAUCGCAGGCCUGUAGAGUUGGAGGGGUCCCAUGUGCCAUCUAGUCUGACCCCAUCCACAAAGCAGGAAUCGCAACAAAAAAAUAUAUCUGAUUUUUUGCUUUGUCUUGCUGCAGCGUUACAGAUCUGGAGAUAGGUGCUCCAGUGUCAACCACAACACAAGAGAGUCUGGUUUGCUACACACAUUUAUGGGCACAUGGACUUUUUUAUUUGAAAACUAUAGAGAGGCGGAAAUAGCAUUCCUUUCCUUACGCUUCUGCUAUGGCGGAAAUCAUGAGCUUUCUGGUAUAGACCGGAGCUAAUUUGGCAGCCCUUGGACUGGUGAUUUGAGGCCACCAAUUUUCUCUGCUUUGCUAGUGAGUCAGUGUUGCUUCCCAGCCUGUCACAUUGAUGGAAACUGGCUUGGCAAGGGUGCAAUCAGGGCACACAUCUUAAUGCGUUACGGACUAAAUCACAUGAAUACCUGGAGAUCUUUGAUCUCUUCCCCUGCCAUUGCAAAGAGCCUGAUGUAACCAAGAUAGCCAAGGCGUGUUGAGCAAACACAGGUCUCGUGGCUGAGUAGUGCAUCUGUGUGUGUGUGUGUGUGUGUGGCCGCUGGGGGCGGGAUGAAUGAACUUCGGUGGUACCAUGGAAUGCUCACCAACAUUCCAGCUGCCAUCGCAGAAUGUUAAUGGAGCACGAUUGCCACGAAGGAAGUGGAUAUAAUUUCGAGAAGUAUGUCACAGAAGCGUGGGAAGGGCUGUGUGCUGUAAACAGGUCAGGGAAGCUUGGGUGUUGAGGGACUGCGAACCAGGAAGAUAUUUCAGCAGGAUUCUGUAGUGGAAUAUUCAUUCCACAUCUACAUUUGCUUGCAUGUCUCUUUGGCAGGGGUAGGCAAACUAAGGCCCAGGGGCCGGAUGCGGCCCAAUUGCCUUCUAAAUCCGGCCCGCAGACGGUCCGGGAAUCAGCAUGUUUUUGCAUGAGUAGAAUGUGUCCUUUUAUUUAAAAUGCAUCUCUGGGUUAUUUGUGGGACCUGCCUGGUGUUUUUACAUGAGUAGAAUGUGUCCUUUUUAUUUAAAAUGCAUCUGUGGGUUAUUUGUGGGGCAUAGAAAUGCGUUCAUUUCCCCCCCAAAAAAUAUAGUCCGGCCCCCCACAAUGUCUGAGGGACACUGGACCGCCCCCCUGCUGAAAAAGUUUGCUGACCCCUGCUCUUGGGUAUUUCCAAAUUUUAUCGGGCAAAAUAUUCCUGCAUUGCAGAGGGUUGGACUAGAUGACCCUCGGGGUCCCUUCCAACUCUAGGAUUCUGUGAUCUCCUGGCAAGGCUGGGAGAGCUUCCUGUCUGAGGUCUUGGGAAGCUGCUGCCAGUGCUGAGUUAAAUGGAAUUCUACGAUUCCACUUACUGGAGUUUUUUUAUAUUGAGCUUCAGCCAAGGAGGCUCCAGGCCGUAUGUGUGGAUUUCCUCCCAUCCCUCCCCUCCAUUUUGCCACCACAACAACCCUGCGAGGUAGGUAGCUCUGCCUGGAAUAAAUUUAAGGCUCGAGACCACACACACAAAAUUUCGCAGCGGGAAAGUGGGUGGAAGAUGGAUCUCUCCAGUCUAAGGGUUGGUGGCCCAAGAUACUUUGCUGCCUGAGGCGCACCAGAAAAUGGGGACUUGCGCUACCAAAAUCUCCACCCCUGCGGCACACACAAACACACCAAGCCAAGCUGCAUUAGAGGCUAUCCCAGGCCAUAGCUGCCAACUGUCCCUUAUUUGGCGGGAAAGUCCCUUAUCCCAGCGCCAUGUCCCGCUGCUGUCCCUUAUUGAUGAUGUCCCUUAAAUUUCCCAGGUUUCAAAGGAAGCAGCUCCUCUCCCUCCCUCCCUGCCGGCCAGGGAGGAGGGAGGCUCCAACUGUGUUGCUUGGCUGCGUUGCUCACCCAAUAAGGAGUCUAAGAACGACUUAGGGGUGGAGCUUGCAUGCCUUGUGCCGAUCAAAUCGGCCGCGUUGCCUGGGGACUCGCCUUUGCUCAGCGCUUCCCAGCGGAGAGGGGACGGUGGUUUUCCUUGCUGCAUCCCCUUUGCCGGGUUGCUGCGCUGUGGGAACCACCGCUUGAGGCUUCGUUUGGCUGCUGGCUGGGCUUUCUGCCUUUGGCUCAGAGGGGCUCAGAAGUUUAACAUACCUGUGCUUGGAAAAUCCCUUAUUUUGGCUGCUGAUCCCUUAUUUUCGAGGCUGCUGGUCCCUUAUUUUCAAAUCUGUAAGUUGACAGCUAUGUCCCAGGCCAACCAACUUAUAACGACAACUGAGGCCAAAAAGCACCUCUCCGGCUACAAAACUACAACAACACAACUUGAAUAUCUAAAGAAUUUGAUGCCCACUAUUGCCUGCCUGAUUCAGCUGCCUCAAUCUGCCUAAUGGCAGGAGUGGCUGUCCGCAGUCUUAAUUCGGUAAUCUACCAGCUACUCUUAACUGGUUCACAAUAAUUGCUUUAAGGCGGGUGCGGAGAACUGAGGUGAACUUGGAUUAGGCCAUGUAACCGUUUGUUCACUGGUUGGCAACCGUCUGCCUCGGGAGACAAUGGAAGAUCAUAAAUAUAUAUAUAUAUAUAUAUAUAUAUAUAUAUAUAUAUAAUUAUUUGGUUUUAUAGAUAUCAAAUGAAAACAAUAGUAUACUCAAAUUUUUGAGAUUCCCCUGAGUCUCCCGGCUUUCCUCCAUCCCCUCCAUGGACCCUACUGUCAUCGUUUUCAACGGCAUAUUAUUUCAUCCUCUAUAUUUUAAAUCUGUCUGUAUUGUCCAAAGUUUUUGUUACAUUAUAAAAGUUAAAGGUAAAGGACCCCUGGAUGGUUAAGUCCAGUCAACGGCGACUAUGGGGUUGUGGCGCUCAUCUCGCUUUCAGGGCGAGGGAGCCGGCGUUUGUCCACAGACAGCUUUCCGGGUCACGUGGCCAGCAGGACUAAAUGCUUCUGGCACAAUGGGACAUCGUGAUGGAAACCAGAGCGCACGGGAAUGCUGUUUACCUUCCCGCCGCAGCUGUAUUUAUUUAUCUACUUGCACUGGUGUGCUCUUGAACUGCUAGGUUGGCAGGAGCUGGGACCGAGCAACGGGAGCUCACGCCGUCGCAGGGAAUCGAACCGCCAACCUUCUGAUCAGCAAGCCCAAGAGGCUCAGUGGUUUACACCACAGCGCCACCCGAAUCCCUGCAAGUGUUAUUCAAAACCUGCAAUUGUUUUCAUUCAUCUCUCAAAUACAUUGUAAAUCUUUCCCAUUCUUUUUUGAAACUUUUGUCCUCUUGGUUUCUGAACUUUCCAGUCUUUUUUGCCGUUUUGGUGUAUUCCAGCAACUUGAUUUGACCUUCAUCUCUUAUAUAGGGAUUUCUAUCUUCUUUCUAUUUUUGGGCUAAAAGCAUCCAUGCAGUCGUCGUUGCAUGCAUGAAAAGUCUUUUCUGAUCUUUGGGUCUUUAUCUUCCUGUUAUCUGUACAACUUGUGCCACCCAACCUUUAAAAAAAGCUUCAGGUUUAAUUAUAAAAGCUAUUUUAAACAUUUUCCCCCCAUUUCAUUACACAUCAUUUCCCAGAAGGUUUUUAUUACACGCCCACCACAUAUGAUGAAAGUUGCCUUCUUGUUCUUUACAUUUCCAACAAAUAUUUGUACUUGUCCUGUGCAUUUUUGCUAAUUUAGUAGAACUCAGAUACCAUCUAUACAUCAUUUUCAUAUAGAUUUCUUUCAAGGUACAACACGCCAAAAAUUUUAAAUGCGUUUUCCAUAACUUUUCCCAAGCGGUUAAUUGAAUAUUAUGUCCCAAAUCUCUCGCGCAAUGUAUCAUUACUGAUUUAACCUGUUCAUCCUUUGUGUGCCAUUCUAAAAUUAAUGUAUACAUUUUCAAAAGGAAUUUUACAUUAUUUUCUAACAUCUUUUUCUAAUCUUGACGCUUCACAACUGAAUCCUUUCUUUUUAUCUGUCUUAAAAGUCUCAUUUAAUUGGUGAUACUGUAACCAAUCAGUUAAUAAAUGCCUUAUCUCUCCAAAAUCCUUCAGUUUCACCUGAUGUUUUACUUCAAUUAACAGCUCUAUAUAAGUCACCCAUUCAUUUCUCAUCUUUACUUUUUUCGGAGAUAUUGCUUCAAUUGGGGAAAGCCACCAUGGUGUUUUCUGUUCUAGUAAAGGAAAUUGAUUUCCUUACUAGAUUAUUCUGAAAACCUUUAUGUGCUUUUGCUUUUUCAUACCAUAGAUAUGCAUGCCAUCCAAAUCUAUUAUCAUGUCCUUCCAAAUCUAAAACAUCUACAUUUUCCAAUAAUAUCCAUUCCUGGAGCCAGCAGAGACAAGACGCCUCAUAAUAUAGUUUUAAAUCUGGCAAGGCGAAGCCCCCUCUUUCUUUAGCACCUGUUAACAAUUUAUAUUUUAUUCUUGGUUUCUUCCCCUGCCAGAUAAAUCUUGUAAUAUCUUUUUGCCAUUAUUGGAAGCGUCCAGCGCCGCUGACCACAGGUAUUGAUUGGAAUAAAAACAUUCUUGGCAAUACAUUCAUUUUUAUAACUGAUAUUCUUCCCCAUAAUGAUAGGUUCAUCCUUCCCCAAAUCUCUAAGUUUCUCUUUAUCUCUAUGUAGUUCUCUUUAAAAAUAUUAAUAUUCUUAGCUGUCAACCAAACACCUAAAUAAUUGACUUUUUUUCUCUAUACAUAUGCCCGUAGUUUGUUGUAAGUCCUUCUUAUAUUGUUCUGUCACAUUUUUCACCAAAACUUUAGUUUUGUUUUUAUAUAGCUUAUAAGCUGCUACCUGGCCAAAUCCCUGGACCUUCUACACAACUUUUGGUAUACUACUCUUGAGAUGUUCCACCGUAAUCACAAGGUCAAGGUAAAUUUAACGCACAUGACUCCCCCACAAAGAAUCCUGGGAACCGUAGAUUGUUAAUUGCUGGGAACUGUACCUCUGCGUGUGAAAUUCCUUUUUUUGUGGGCUGGGCUGUGUGGGAUGCGCUUUAAGGGACUGAUUAUUUAUUAUUAUUAUUUAUUCAAUUUAUACCCUGCCCUGUACCCAGAGGUCUCACGGCGGUUCACAAACAAGACCACAACAUAUAAAAUCAAACCAAAAACUAACUCAUUUUUUUAAAAAAACCCCAAAAGAGCCACAUUCUAAAAGGGAUGCCAAUAAGAUCAACCAAAGGCCUGGUUAAAAAGCAACAUUUUUGCCUGGCGCCUAACGAAGGCGCCAGGUGAACUUCCCUGGGUAGAGCAUUCCACAGACGGGGAGCCACUGCAGAGAAGGCCCCGUUCUCGUCUUGCUACCCUCCGGACCUCUGAAGGAAGAGACACAAGAAGAAGGGCCUCAGAAGACGAUCUCAGGGUCUGGGUAGCUUCAUAUGGGAAGAGGCGGUCCUUGAGGUAUUGCGGUCCUGAGCUGUUUAUGUGCUCAAUUGAUCUGGAUCGUAAGGUAGGUAAAGGUAAAGGAACCCUGGACGGUUAAGUCCAGUCAAAGGCGACUAUGGGGUUGCGGUGCUCAUCUCGCUUUCAGGCCGAGGGAGCUGGCAUUCGUCCGCAGACAGCUUUCCGGGUCAUGUGGCCAGCAGGACUAAACUGCUUCUGGUGCACCGGGACACUGUGACAGAAACCAGAGCGCACGGAAUCGCCAUUUACCUUCCUGCCACAGUGGUACCUAUUUAUCUACUUGCACUGGCGUGCUUUCGAACCGCUAGGUUGGCAGGAGCUGGGACAGAGCAACGGGAGCUAACCCCGUCGCAGGCAUUCAAACCGCCGACCUUCCAGUCGGCAAGCCCAAGAGGCUCAGUGGUUUAGACCGCAGCGCCACCCACGUCUGGAUCGUAAUCAAUUCUAGGAAGGCCCAUUUUGUCACACACACAUUCAAACCACGCUGCCUCGCAACAGGAAGAAAUUAAAGAGGUCAAUUGAUCCAUUCUGGGAAUGUUGGAUUCCAGCCUGAUUGGCAGAGGAGCCCUGUUAUAAAACAAUAGUGGCGCCUCUCAUUGUUCAGUUGCCUUUUUCGAUCCACCCUGUCACUUGCUUCCGUGAUGGGCAGCCGGGAGCCAGCGCACUGGAGUUUCUCUUUCUCUCUCUCGCAUGUGGUCCAACCCACGUGCCGUUCCAGUGGCAAGUACAGUCUGGCCUGGAAUCUGAAGGAACGUGACGGGAAGGCGUCGGUUUACGGCUACCGUCAAGCGAAAGCGAAUCCUCAGCAGCAACUCCAAGUUGACUCAUGGCCGCGUGGCAAGACCUGUUCUGGACUCGGUUUGCGAAGGACGCCGGUGCGCAGACUCAACACAUGCUUAGGGCGGGAGCAAAACAGCUCCCACCACCCGAAAAAGUGUGUUGUUGUUGAGACAGUGUGGUGUAGUGGUUAAGAGCGGUAGUCUCGUAAUCUGGGGAACCGGGUUCGCGUCUCCGCUCCUCCACAUGCAGCUGCUGGGUGACCUUGGUCCAGUCACACUUCUCUGAAGUCUCUCAGCCCCACUCACCCCACAGAGCGUUUGUUGUGGGGGAGGAAGGGAAAGGAGAAUGUUAGCCGCUUUGAGACUCCUGAAGGGGAGUGAAAGGCGGGAUAUCAAAUCCAAACUCUUCUUCUUCUUUUGAAAGAACUGGACGUACCCACACAAAAUCAAAGCAGUCAAAAUCAGGGCUUUGUUAGGCUUCCUUAUCCACUCCCCCAUUUUCCUGCUCUUCUUUUAUUCUUUACCCCCUCCUAGGCACACAGGGAUCUGCUUUAGAUUGUUAACAGAGGAAUCUGAGGGCUCCCUUGGACAAAAAACAAGGACACCAGCUAGGAAUACCAGAGCAAAACAGCAGCCAGUAGGCUUGGUCUUGAUUGAAGACUGUCACGACAGGACUCCCACCUGCCACCAGGUGGAACAAGAUGGAAGCCCCAAACAAAAGAGCCCCCAAACUUUUAUUAGCUGCUAAUCCCCAUGUUACACCCCCCCCAAACUACAUCACUCAUACAUCACAGUUACAUCAUGAAAGGGGAGGUCUGGUGGCAGUAAUCUGAGCAUCCUGGACCCUGCCCCAUGGUUCCCCUUGCCCUCCACCAAACACCCAUCAAGUGAAGCAAAAGACAUAUUUACAUUUCCCUGUUUCCCAGCCAAGAUCAUCAUACCCGUUCAUCUUCAUGUGGGUUUGUUAUUUCUGGAAUGGCUACCUGUCUGGCACUCAGGUAUCAGGAUGCCAGGGAUUAUCACUCAGGCAGAGGGGCUGCUGAGGAGCUGAGCUCACAUGUCUAUAUGAAUUUCUGAAGUUUUCCCAGUGAGCCAGUACAUAGAUGCAUUUAUCAGUGAAUUCUUACAUUUGGUAUUGAGGCCCUUUGAAUAGAUAGGAAGAAACUGUGAUGAAAUGUUUUGUGGGGACAAAUCACAAAAGUGAUUGUGCUGGUUUUGGUAGUGGGCUGCAUGUGCAUGAUAUCUGCUGGAGGGGCAACCCCCCCCCCAACCUAUACAUAAAUCCUUGCAACAAUAUGCAGUCAGGUCAUUGGUCCAUUUAACUCAGUACUGUCUACACGGACUGGCAGCAGCUUCCCAAGACCUCAAACAGGAAGCUCUCUCAGCCUUGCCAGGAAGAUCACAGAAUUGUAGGAAGGGACCCCGAGGGUUAUCUAGUCCAACCCUCUGCAAUGCAGGAAUCUUUUUGCCCAGUGUGGGGCUCGAACCCACAGCCCCAAGAUGAAGAGUCUUGUGCUCUACCGACUGAGCUCUUCCGCAGGCCAGAGGACCGAACUGCUGCAUGCCAGGCCCUGAGAGAUGUCUCCUCCCCAAUAGUUUUGAGAUAAGCUUUGUGCCUUAAGUUUUUAUUUUCUCAGAUGUUAAAAGUGUCCUGUUUCCGGACUGUUCCAGUAAAUCAAUGGGAUGUUUGGGUUCAUGUUGACCCCAAAACCAUUCCAAGCUGGCGGCUGACAGGAUUUCCACUGCCCAACAGUGGAAAACAGUACAAAACUUUAACAGUUCCGUGUGGUAUAAGAACUUGUAGGCCUUUGUGAACCCUGAGCAUUUUUAUUCAAUGUGGCAGGACUGUAAUCUCUUACGUUUUAGAUUUGGACAUGCAAGAAUUUAUCCCUGUGUUGCCUAGAGAAACAUGGGUGCCAUGAUUUAGGAUUCGGGUGCCAUAACUCUUAGAAUCCUAGAAUUGUUGGAAGGGACCCUGGGGUCAUCUAGUCCAACCCCCUGUGACACAGGAAUCUCAACAUGAAACGCCCUCCCCAAUUCAGUUUGAAGCCCUGCUUCGCUUUGCAAAUGCUCUAGCAAUUUAUGAUUACAUCAUUAUAUGCCCUGCCUGGUAUUGCCGACGCUGUGUAGAUCUUUUAUUACUGUUUAUUUGUUUUGGUUAUGCAAGACUCCGUUUAAUAAAGGGAUUAAAGAGUGUGUCACCCUAAGCGUUCUGCGUUGUGUGGAAGCAGCGUAAGCAGCGGGGAGCUGGCUGCACGUUCCUUGCUUUGGAGAAAACCUAUACGGAGGUUCCAUUUUCAUAGCUUUCCACCCAAAAGAUUCUAGCCCUCAGGGCGUCUUAUGCUGUGGGCACACAAGUUAUUUAGUUGCAAUUCCUGCAUCGCAGGAGCUUGGACCCGAUGACCCUCCACCCCCAUCGUUCAGCCCGGACGCUGAGAUCCAGCUCCGAGGGCCUUCUGGCGGUUCUAUCCCUGCGAGAAGUGAGGUUACAGGGAACCAGGCAGAGGGCCUUCUCGGUGGUGGCACCCUCCCUGUGGAACGCCCUCCCAUCAGAUGUCAAGGAACUAAACAACUACCUGACUUUUAGAAGACAUCUGAAGGCAGCCCUGUUUAGUUUUUAAUGUUCGAUGUUUUAUCGUGUUCUUAAUAUUCUGUUGGGAUACUAUAGUUGUUAUUGUUGUUUGUUAUUUAUUAUUAUUAUCCUGUUCUCACAGUGGCCAACCAAUUUGCAGUUGCAAUCAGCCUGUUAUUUGCAAUCGCAGCCUGUCCGUUAGUGCUGCAACUUGGCGUUUGGUGUGAGUUUUGCAAUCACAUUUUGCGGCAGAAUCCAUCCCAAGUUUGGACCAGAACUGAAAUAAUUCUUCCUUCCUUCCUUCCUUCCUUCCUUCCUUCCUUCCUUUCUUUCUUCUUCUUCUCUUCCCUUCCUCCCUUCCUUCCUCCCUCAACAGGUGGAGGAGCACGAAGUCUUUUGUGACCACGACCUGGGCCCGAUCCUGCUGAUCCACCUGCACAAGGACCCUUACUCCUUCUUCCCCGAGAACAGCUGGUACUGCAAUGCUGUUGAGGUGACAUCUCCGCACGGUGAGGUCUAUCGCUUCCCCUGUUACCAGUGGAUAGAGGGUUACUGCACCAAGUCCUUCAGAGAAGGAGCCGGUGAGUAUUCCUCACUCCCCGCCCCCCUGCCCUGAAUAUCCUGGCACUUGCUGGAGAGGCAAGGUCCCAUCCCAUAAUGACAUCAAUGAUUCAUCCUGAAAUGAGGUUUGAAAUUCAGAAUGAGACUUUGUAUGUUUGCUUGCUUGCUUUCUUUUUCCAGACAGCCCCCCCCCCGAAAAAAACCCUCAUUUUAAUCAGAUGUACCGUAUUUUUCGCUCUAUAAGACGCACCAGACCACAAGACGCACCUAGUUUUUGGAGGAGGAAAACAAGAAAAAAAAUAUUCUGAAUCUCAGAAGCCAGAACAGCAAGAGGGAUCGCUGUGCAGUGAAAGCAGCAAUCCCUCUUACUGUUCUGGCUUCUGGGAUAGCUGCGCAGCCUGCAUUCGCUCCAUAAGACGCACACACAUUUCCCCUUACUUUUUAGGAGGGAAAAAGUGAGUCUUAUAGAGCAAAAAAUACGGUAUUUAUUUCAUUUUUACCUCCCGUUGAGGACCUCAUAGCAGGUUGCAUGGGUGUGAUUGACAAGGCCAGCUCAGCUGUUUGUUGCCAUCCCAUUAGACUCUUCCUGCAUUCGUUUAUGGCUUUUGUUGGGUAGGUGAGGGAAUAUAUUAACUACAUUUGAUCCCUCUUCAGACCCAUGUGCGUGGGUUGAGACAGAGGAAAAAUGCGUCCGCAAGCCUUUUUCAAAGGACAGGCCUUUUUGCAGACUCUUUCACAAGAGAAAGCCCUAUCAGCAGAGUCUAAAUCUCAUUUUAAGCAGUUUAAUUGAAAGCCUAGAGAUUGGCCGUUAGGCUGAUCUCCCCCUUUUGUUUCCCUGUUUAUCAAAGAAACAGGCUACAGACUGGAAACUAAGUUUAUAAAAUAUAUAGUUGACUCACAGUCAAGGAUUUGUCCUUAGCAGCAACAGCAGUAAAAAGUAACGCAGUUAAAAUACUUGUAUUUACGGUGAAAACAGCCUCAGGCAUGUUUGUGAUGCUUUGAGCAGAAGUCCACUAUCAUGGCUGGUUGGAGAGAGAGAAAUCAGCUGUACCUCGGAAGUCAAAUAGAAUCCAUUCUGGAAGUCUGUUUGACUUCCGAAACAUUUGACUUCCAAAGUGCAGCUUCUGAUCGGCUGCAGGAAGUUCCUGCAGCCAAUCGGAAGCCGCAGAAGCUCCAUCGGAUGUUCGGCUUCCGAAAGAACGUUUGAAAACUGGAACACUCGCUUCCAGUUUUUGAUCGUUCAGGAGCCGAAAUGUUCGACUCCCAAGGCGUUUGGGAGCCAGGGUACGACUGUACGUCUCUGCUUCUUCCCUCCCAGGAGAGGAGGGGAAAUGACAUCACACAGAGCCUUCUCUGCCAAUUACAUUUCUAUGGUCUGAGUCGGCAGCAGUACAGCUCUAUGGUCUUAACCCUUUCACACGCUAACUAGCAAGAACGUGCAUUGUUAGAUUUGACUGCCUAUCUCCCACAUCCGUAAGGAUGUGUAAAAAGUGGAGAAAUGUGAAAAAUUGGGGAAAGCCAGGGAAAGUGUAAAAACCACUUGACCUUUUUCUUCCUUUUGUGUGCAGCCAAAACUCCAGCGGAUGACACUCAUUAUCUCCAGCGGAGGCACCGCCGUGAGGAACUGGUGCGGAGUCAUACAAAAUAUGGGUGAGUAGAGAACAAAUGUACAGAGAGACUUACCUACCUACCUAGGACGGCCUACCUAGGACCCUCGAACCUACGGGACCGCCUCUCCCAGUAUGCCCCACGGAGAGCCUCAAGGUCCAUAAAUAGCAACACCCUAGAGGUCCCGGGCCCUAAGGAAGUUAGAUUAGCUUCAACCAGAGCCAGGGCCUUUUCAGCACUGGCCCCGACUUGGUGGAACGCUCUGCCUCAUGAGACCAGGGCCCUGCAGGAUCUGAUUUCUUUCCGCAGGGCCUGUAAGACAGAGUUGUUCCUCCUGGCCUUUGGCUUGGAGCCAAUUUGAUCCCCUCCCCCUCUUUCUUUUUCCUUUCUCCUCCUGUGAUGAGGCUGCAUUUUAAUAUUUUAAUGUUUCAAUAUUUUAAUGUUGUAUUUUAAUCUUGUUUUUAAGUUGUAUUCAUUCAACUUGUUUUUAUUAUUGCUUGUUAGCCGCCCUGAGCCCGGCCUUGGCUGGGGAGGGCGGGGUAUAAAUAAAAUUUAUUAUUAUUAUUACCUACCUUCAUUCCUCAACAGGUGGAGGAGCAGCAACGGUUGUUGCUGUUCUUGUUUUGCAGGAGGUAAUCUUCUGCCUUGGGCACUGGCCCUAAUAUGCGAGUAUCUUCAUCAUAUCAUUACACAUGUUAAUUUUGCUAUCAUAGUGUUUGAAAUCUAACUACCCAGAAGUGUCCUUACAUGAUGGAGAACAUGGUCAAACCUGAAGGCCACAUUCACUUCUGGGAAAACUUACGGCAGCCACUUUUUCCUUUCCUUUCUUUCAUAAAAAUUAUACACCUCUUGAUUGUAAAAAAACAAACAAACCUCAAAAUGGCAUACAAAAAGAUAAGGCAAUAAAACCAAGAUUUACAACCCUACUGUAACACAUACAAAAGUUAAAAUACUAAAACAGAUUAAAGUUAUCUGUCGGUAAAGUAAAGGUAAAGGGACCCCUGACCAUUAGGUCCAGUCGUAAUCGACUCUGGGGUUGCGGUGCUCAUCUCGCUUUACUGGCCGAGGGAGCCGGAGUACAGCUUCCGGCAGGACUAAGCCGCUUCUGGCGAACCAGAGCAGCGCACAGAAACACUGUUUACCUUCCCGCCGCAGCGGUACCUAUUUAUCUACUUGCACUGGUGUGCUUUCGAACCGCUAGGUUGGCAGGAGCUGGGACAGAGCAAUGGGAGCUCACCCCAUCGCAGGGAUUCGAACCACCGACCUUCUGAUUGGCAAGCCCUAGGCUCUGGGGUUUAACCCACAGCCUUGUCUAAAUAAGAACAUUUUUAGCAGGCACCGGAAAGAGUAAAGCGAAGGUGCCUGUUUGAUCUCAUGAGUUCCAAAGUGUAGGUGCUACCACAUGAAAGGACCUAGUUCUUACAAAUGCAAAAUCGGGUAUUGUGUGGCACCUGUAGCGGUGCCAGUUCUGCCAAUCACAGUGGUAAGGCAACCUUGUAGGUGCAUGUGGUGGGCAGGACCAGAGGCAAAAGUGGGUGGGGCCACAAAUUAAAAAUGUGCCUUUGUAGAGUAUAUUUGUUGCCACACACACUCCCACAGCCCUCUUUGUCCUUCUCACGGAACGACGAUUCCCAGAGCGGCUUAACAGUAAAUCCCUCUUCCCAGGCAACUCUAGGAAUUGCAGCUCUGUGACGGGAACAGACAGGGGCAUAACUGUCAAACGUCCCUUAUUUGGCGGGACAGUCCCUUAUUCCAGCUCCAUGUCCCGCUGCUGUCCCUUAUUGAUGAUGUCCCUUAAAUAAGCUACUGAAGUUAAUGGGGCCCUUUCUAUGUCCAGCUGUCCUUUGUCAACAACAAAUUGUUGCUGUUUUUUGUGUUGAAUAUAUGCUAUAUGGUAAUUUAUGGACCUAAUAGGUAUCUAAAGCCAUUUGCAUGCAACAAAAUAUGUAUUUUAUCAAAGUAAUUGUUGAUCCCUUACUUUGGCUGCUGAUCCUUUAUUUUCGAGGCUGCUGGUCCCUUAUUUUCAAAUCUGUAAGUUGACAGCUAUGGACAGGGGUCUCCUAACAACUUUCAAGAUCCUUAAGCAGCCACAGUUCCCAGGAUUCCUUGGGGGGAAGCCAUGACAGUGCAAAAUGACAUCCCAGUACUUUGAACGCAGAGUGCAGAUGGGGCCUGACAACAGGCCAAAUCCUGCCUUCCUUCAAACAGCCGUCAUGCCCACCAUCAGGCAAUUCGCUCUGCACUCCUGUUAUAUAUUCAGUGGUCUGUGUUUGCCUAAGCUUGAGUCUGGACUAAGGAAUCUGAGCUCCUGUGUUCUGAUUCGAUACAUGAUAUCCAAUCACAGAACAUUUCAGGAUUUGGGUCUCUGCCAUUGGCCCUUGAACUCUGAGUCGUGAUUCGCAGUUUGGAAGUUUAGACAGCCAAUCACGUUGGGAGUGGGAGUGGCCCAGGCCUUCAGAAAUGUAUAUAAGCAGUUGUUUUGCCUCUGUUUCCCAGUUACAGCGGUACCUCAGGUUACAUACGCUUCAGGUUACAGACGCUUCAGGUUACAGACUCCGCUAACCCAGAAAUAGUGCUUCAGGUUAAGAACUUUGCUUCAGGAUGAGAACAAAAAUCGUGCUCCGGCGGCGCGGUGGUAGCAGGAGGCCCCAUUCGCCAAAGUGGUGCUUCAGGUUAAGAACAGUUUCAGGUUAAGAACAGGACCUCUGGAACAAAUUAAGUACUUCACCUGAGGUACCACUGUACCUGGCAUACAUGCAUUUGAUUAGCCGGAUAAUCUCUGUUUAAAAGCAUGAUGGGCAGGGAGGGCUGAUUCUCAGAACAACUUCACACUCCUGUGCAGUCUCAGCUCCCAGCUUCUCAUCUCUUCUCGUGCUUUGAUCCUUGCUGCAUCUUUGGGCUUUUUCCUGCUCUUCACUCGUUGCUGAGCCUGCACUGGAAUAAAGCCUGGCUACUUGACAUACGAGAAAGGGCACUUGCCAUCAUUCUUGGGCAGGAGACUGGGACAGGCGUAGCUUAAAGCAAGUCGUCCAAAUCCUUUCCUCUACAUCUUUUGCCCUAAUCUGCACCAUCAGACCCACAGGGGACUUGAAACCACAUAACUCUGGACUUAUAUUUAUUAGAACUUCCCAGGCUUUUCUCCUAUGAGCCACAGGAAUGGCAGAGGUGCAAAGCAGAUGGGCGACCUCAAAAGGCAAGACCGUAGGUAGGCCAACUAAGGCCCGGGGGCAGCCCAAUUGCCUUCUCAAUCCGGCCGGAGGAUGGUCUGGGAAUCAGCAUAUUUUUACAUGAUAAUAAUAAUUUAUUAUUUAUACCCUGCCCAUCUGGCUGGGUUUCCCCAGCCACUCUGGGCGGCUUCCAACUGAAUAUUAAAAACAAUACAACAUUAGACAUUAAAAACUUCCCUAAAGAGGGCCACCUUCAGUUGUCUUUUAAAAGUAAAAUAGUUGUUUAUUGCCUUGACAUCUGCUGGGAGGGCGUUCCACAGGGCAGGCGCCACUACCGAGAAGGCCCUCUGCCUGGUUCCCUGUAACCUCACUUCUCGCAGUGAGGGAACCGCCAGAAGGCCCUCGGCGCUGGACCUCAGUGUCCAGGCAUAACGAUGGGGGUGGAGACACUCCUUCAGGUAUACAGGACCUGUACAUGAGUAGAAUGUGUGCUUUUAUUUAAAAUGCAUCUCUGCCUCCCGGCAUUCUGUAGGAAUUUCUCAUUGGCAAACACAGUUCACAGGACUGCCUGGCCAUUGUUCAUUCGUUCUCCCUCUCUCUAUCAAUUUAUCUACACAGGUGGAAGGAAUACAUCCCAGGAACUCCGUAUUGUGCCGAUAUUGAUACGGACAUGACAAUGGAGUACAAUAUCCAGUACUCUUUCCCGAAAGCCACUGCCUUUUUCGGGCGUGGGACCCUCGCGUAAGUCUUGCAUAACCUGCCAGCACUUCUUCUUUCUUUCUUUCUUUCUUUCUUUCUUUCUUUCUUUCUUUCUUUCUUUAACAUCUUUAUUGAAAGUUCAAAAAAUACAUAAUUAUAUGUGCCCUAAACAUGGCGAGACGUAAAUAAAAGAGAGAAAAAGAGAAACCCGUGAAGAAGGGAAAAUAAAGGGGGGGCAGGGAAACUAUAUUUUACAAGGUUGUUAUUGUACUUCACCAGAUCUCAACCUAUUACACUAUUUGUAAGACUGGAUUCCAAAUAUUGUUGUGUUUGUCCAUGGCAAGUCUGCGUUAAAUGCAAGUUGUUCAUAUGUUGCGAGCUUGUAUACGUCUUCAAUCUAAUCGUAGAAGGGAGGCGCAUUUUUAUUUUUCCCAGUUCAUCAGUAUCAGUCUUUUUGCUGUGGUGAAAGCACAGAGAGUCUACUCGUAUUGUCCUUUUGUAAGGUUCCACAUGCUGGGUAUAUACUGUAUUUUUCGCUCUGUUAGACGCACUGGACAAUUGGACGCACCUAGUUUUUAGGGAGGAAAACAAGAAAUAAGAAAGGAACGCAAAGCAUCCUGAGCUAAGAGGGAGCGCUCCUCCAUCUUCGCUCAGGAGGCUUUGCGGGGCUACCCCUGAAGACAGGAGAGCAAGCGGGAUCAGUGCGCACCGAUCCCCCUUGCCCGCCUGGCUUCAGCAAAAGCAAGCCAACUGGCUUUCCUCCCGCAAGAGCCGUGCGCUCUUUAAAGGGAGCGCGGCUCUUGGGGGCUUUUCUGGGGUGGGGGAAGGGACAGAGCCACGCACUCUGUCCCUUCCCUCACCUCCCGCAAAAGCCAGGGGCAGGGAUGGAUCCCGCUUGCUGUCCUGGCUGCUGUCCUGGUUGCGUGUAGCCUCUCCGCCGGGAGAAUCAUAGAAUCAUAGAGUUGGAAGAGACCACAAGGGCCAUCGAGUCCAACCCCCUGCCAAGCAGGAAACACCAUCAGAGCACUCCUGACAUAUGGUUGUCAAGCCUCUGCUUAAAGACCUCCAAAGAAGGAGACUCCACCACACUCCUGGGCAGCAAAUUCCACUGUCGAACAGCUCUUACUGUCAGGAAGUUCUUCCUAAUGUUUAGGUGGAAUCUUCUUUCUUGUAGUUUGGAUCCAUUGCUCCGUGUCCGCUUCUCUGGAGCAGCAGAAAACAACCUUUCUCCCUCCUCUAUGUGACAUCCUUUUAUAUAUUUGAACAUGGCUAUCAUAUCACCCCUUAACCUCCUCUUCUCCAGGCUAAACAUGCCCAGCUCCCUUAGCCGUUCCUCAUAAGGCAUUGAUUCCAGGCCUUUGACCAUUUUGGUUGCCCUCCUCUGGACACGUUCCAGUUUGUCAGUGUCAUUCUUGAACUGUGGUGCCCAGAACUGGACACAGUACUCCAGGUGAGGUCUGACCAGAGCAGAAUACAGUGGCACUAUUACUUCCCUUGAUCUAGAUGCUAUACUCCUAUUGAUGCAGCCCAGAAUUGCAUUGGCUUUUUUAGCUGCCGCGUCACACUGUUGGCUCAUGUCAAGUUUGUGGUCAACCAAGACUCCUAGAUCCUUUUCACAUGUACUGCUCUCAAGCCAGGUGUCCCCCAUCUUGUAUUUGUGCCUCUCAUUUUUUUUGCCCAAGUGCAAUACUUUACAUUUCUCCCUGUUAGAGGCUGUGCACAGGUAAACAAGAAGCCAGAACAGCCAGCGGGAACUCUGUGAUCCCGCUCGCUGUCCUAGCUUCCUCUUUGGCCGUGGGAAAGCCUUCAUCCCCUGCCUGGGAGAGGCUGUGCACGGCUUAGGCUCCCCUAAGAGCCACGCUCCCUUUAAAGAGCGCAUGGAGCUUUUUCUCCUCAGGAAAAGCCCCCAAGAGCAGCACACACGCUCCAUGCGGCUCUUUAAAGGGAGCGCUGACAGAGCUGCAUUCGCUGCAUAAGACGCACACACAUUUCCCCUUACUUUUUAGGAGGGGAAAAGUGUGUCUUAUAGAGUGAAAAAUACGGUAGUUCAAGAGGACAUUUUGCUCUGCAAAUGUACGGUUGUUCCGUACAGUUCUGUUGAUAGUUUUGGUUACCUUCUGCCAAAAGUAUCUGAAGAAGUGUGCAAUGCACACAGAAGCUCAUACCAAUAACAAACUUAGUUGGUCUCUAAGGUGCUACUGGAAGGAAUUUUUUUGUUUCGACUACGGCAGACCAACACGGCUACCUACCUGUAACUAGAACUUCUGCCAAAAAUCUUUCAAUAUAGAACAAUGAAAAAACUUAUGUUUUAGAGAAGCAUUGUCCCUAUUGCAUCUCCAACAGUUAGAUACCACAGAUAGCCCUUUUUUAAAGAAACGUAAUGGGGUCCAGGAUAUUGUAAAUAUUAUUUCUUGUUGUAUGAGCCUGCAAGCACUUCUUAAGCUUGAGAUGACUAUUGCACAGGAAGGUUUUAUCUCCCCUGCUAGUCAAAAAUAUGGAUUCAGUCUUAGGCUGGUUGUUUUGAUUUCUUUAAGGCUCUAAUGCCGCUGUGAGAUACUUGGACCUCCGCUUGGUUGUUGAAAAAGCUGCAUACAAAUAUUACAUAAUAUAACCUAUUCAUUUCGGGAUGUGUGACCCUCCAAGUGUGGUUACACUCCAAACCCUAUCGGCUUUGACCCUUAAGACCCCUGGGGAUUGUUUUCCAACGAGGCAACUUGCAUACCUUCCAACUUUUCCCCAUUCAAAACCGGGACGCUCAUCUUCCGGGACGCAUUCCCAAGCGAGUCAUGUGACUUGUGCCUUGCUCUCACGCUAGAUCACAGCACCCAAAAUGGCUGCCGAGAUCUCGUGAGAAAAAACAGGAUAUCCUGUUUUCCCCCAGGGCACUUGGAAGGUAUAAAGUUGGUGGGCAUCGCUGUUUCUUGUGGCAAUGAGUUCCUUAGUUUAACAAUGCAAGAUGUGAAGAAAGCCUUUCUUUGGUCUGUUCAGCCGCCUCCCUUUGCACAAGACCUUGGACAGCAGCUGCCAGCCAGAGUUGGCAGCACUAUGGUCUGACUCUGCAUACAAGGAAGCUUUGCUCAAGGGCAGAUAAUCCUCCUCCUUUGUAAUGGCAUGCCUCUCCCUUGACAAGUUCUCUUUCUGCAUCUCCUCCUCAGGCUGUUUGAGGCCAAAAUGAAGGGCUUCCUGGACAAACCUUACUCCUGGGAGAAGCUUGAGGACAUCCGCAAGGUCUUCUGGUUCUACCACACCCCUCGAACAGGUCAGUGAUGGCUGAGGAAGCUGCCUCUCUUCAAAGCAAACCCUUUCCGUGAGAGGUCCAGAGCGUGGCAAUAGAGAACGGGCCUUUUCGGUGGUGGCUCCCCAUUUGUGGAAUGCUCUCCCCAGGACGGCUCGCCUGGCACUAUCAUUGAUGAGCUUUAGUAGAGUGACUCGGAAACGACAAUUAAUCCAGAAUGUGGCAGCUGGACUGGUGACUGGAUGUGGCUGCUGGCACCACAUACAACACCGGUCCUAAGAGAUCUAUAUUGGCUCCCAGUACGUUUCCGAGCACAAUUCAGUGUGUUGGGGCUGACCUUGAAAGCCCUAAAUGGCCUUGGCCCAGUAUACCUGAAGGAGCGCCUCCACCCCUAUCGUUCAGCCCCCUAAGGUCCAACUCCGAGGGCCUUCUGGCGGUUCCCUCCCUGCGAGAAGUGAGGUUACAGGGAACCAGGCAGAGGGCCUUCUCGGUGGUGGCACCCGCCCUGUGGAACGUCCUCCCAUCAGAUGUCAAGGAGAUAAACAAUUAUACAACCUUCCAUAGACAUCUGAAGGCAGCCCUGUUUAGGGAAGUUUCUAUUGUCAGAUGUUUUUCUGUGUUUUUGUCUUCUGUUGGAAACCGUCCAGAAUGAGCAGCUUGUCGUUAUUAUUAUUAUUAUUAUUAUUGGCAAAAGCGCUUCUUUUCCAGCAGGCUUUCAAUGAUCUAUGUCUCUCCUUCUUCCCUUCUCCAGAGUAUGUGUUCAAGCACUGGAAAGAUGACGAUUUCUUCGGCUACCAGUAUCUGAAUGGAAUCAACCCUGUGUUGAUCCGGAAAUGCACCAAGAUCCCGGAAAAUUUCCCUGUGACCCAGGAGAUGGUGGCUGGGCCUUUGGGAGAACACACUACCCUCAAGGAAGAGUUGGAGGUUGUUCAUUGCUCUCCUUCUCAUUGGCUGUAUCUCAAAGCCACAUUCGUGUGUGUGUGUGUGUGUGUGUGUGUGUGUCCUUCUCGAUACAUUGUUGUUGUUUAGUCGUUUAGUCGUGUCCAACUCUUCAUGACCCCCUGGACCAGAGCACACCGGGCCCUCCUGUCUUCCACUGCCUCCCGCAGUUUGGUCAGACUCAUGCUGGCAGCUUUGAGAACACUGUCCAACCAUCUCGUCCUUUGUCAUCCCCUUCUCCUUGUGCCCUCCAUCUUUCCCAACAUCAGGGUCUUUUCUAGGGAGUCUUCUCUUCUCAUGAGGUGGCCAAAGCAUUGGAGCCUCAGCUUCAGGAUCUGUCCUUCCAGUGACCCCUCAGGGCUGAUUUCCUUCAGAAUGGAGAGGUUUGAUCUUCUUGCAGUCCAUGGGACUCUCAAGAGUCUCCUCCAGCACCAGAAUUCAAAAGCAUCAAUUCUUCGGCGAUCAGCCUUCUUGAUGGUCCAGCUCUCACUAUGCAUAUAUAUGUCUAAAAUAUCCAUAGCCCACCUCUCUAGUAAUAGUAUCCAAGGCAGUUAACCAAAAUAGCUCUAAAGAACCAAAAAUGCUGCCUUCAUCAGAGGAGUAUUGAAAUAUACUCAGAGUUGAGAGUGGAUUUCAUGCUCUUUAUUCAGCUCAUAGUGGUGAGGAGGAAUGGAAGUUUCCCCAGAAUGUCUGCAUUAUAUACAUUAUUCACACAAUGAGCCCCACCUGAUUGGCUAAUUCCGGGAUUCACCUGUAGGUCAAUCAGGUUGUGGAUUCACUUCCACCUGAAGCUGGAUUGGGUGGCUCCUGUGGACCAAUCAAACUGCUGCAUUCUGGACCCUGUUGUUCUAGGGCCAAUCAGACUGCUGUUUCUGAAUCCUAUUGUUCUAGGGCCAAUCAGACUGCUGCAUUCUGAAUCCUAUUGUUCUAGGGCCAAUCAGACUGCUGCAUUCUGAAUCCUAUUGUUCUAGGGCCAAUCAGAAUGCUGCAUUCUGAAUCCUAUUGUUCUAGGACCAAUCAGACUGCUGCAUUCUGGACCCUAUUGUUCUAGGACCAAUCAGACUGCUGCAUUCUGAAUCCUGUUGUUCUAGGACCAAUUAGACUGCUGCAUUUUGGAUCCUAUUCAACUCAGUACAUAACAAGUAUGAUGGCAACUUUAGUCCAAAAUGCUGGGCUGGGCUGACAUCAGAUGGGAUUCAAACUUUCCUCCCUUCUCCAACCCGCUCCAACUCUGUUUUUCAGAAAGGAACCAUCUACCUAGCAGAUUACAAGUUGCUGGAGGGUAUUCCUACCAUCCUGGUGAACGGCAAAGAGCAAUACAUUGCUGCCCCUCUGUGUUUGCUGCACCAAAAGCCUUCUGGAGAAGUCAUUCCUAUAGCCAUCCAGGUAACAAUUUAAAAAAGAAACAAAAAACAGGGAAAAAUUCAGCAGAAGGAUUCCAAACAAGCUAGGAGGUUCCCCUCACUUAAGGGAAGUCAAAAAGAUAUUCCAUGAGAUUGUUUUGAUGAAUGAAUGACCACAAACUUGACAUGAGCCAACAGUGUGAAGCAGCAGCUAAAAAAGCCAAUGCAAUUCUGGGCUGCAUCAAUAGGAGUAUAGCAUCUAGAUCAAGGGAAGUAAUAGUGCCACUGUAUUCUGCUCUGGUCAGACCUCACCUGGAGUACUGUGUCCAGUUCUGGGCACCACAGUUCAAGAAGGACACUGACAAACUGGAACGUGUCCAGAGGAGGGCAACCAAAAUGGUUAAAGGCCUGGAAACGAUGCCUUAUGAGGAACGGCUAAGGGAGCUGGGCAUGUUUAGCCUGGAGAAGAGGAGGUUAAGGGGUGAUAUGAUAGCCAUGUUCAAAUAUAUAAAAGGAUGUCACAUAGAGGAGGGAGAAAGGUUGUUUUCUGCUGCUCCAGAGAAGCGGACACGGAGCAAUGGAUCCGAACUACAAGAAAGAAGAUUCCACCUAAACAUUAGGAAGAACUUCCUGACAGUGAGAGCUGUUCGACAGUGGAAUUUGCUGCCCAGGAGUGUGGUGGAGUCUCCUUCUUUGGAGGUCUUUAAGCAGAGGCUUGACAACCAUAUGUCAGGAGUGCUCUGAUGGUGUUUCCUGCUUGGCAGGGGGUUGGACUCGAUGGCCCUUGUGGUCUCUUCCAACUCUAUGAUUCUAUGAUUCUAAUAUAUGGCAAAAUAUUGCUCCAAAAAAGAUACGCUAAUAUGCCCAGAUUAAAAUGUGAAGUACUGGGUGGAAGAAAAAUUAGUAAGGAAAGAUAAUAAGAAUAUACAGAUGGUUUGAGAAGAUUGUAGAAUGCAAAGAUUAUUGUAUAGUGUGGAGGAAAUCGAGUGGGGGCGGAGGGAAGUGGGAGGAAGGAGAAAAGAAUAAUAUGAUGGAUUGAGGAAAUAUAAAUGUAAAUAUAUGGGGGGAUGGGGAGGAAAUGGAGUUGGUUUUGGAACAUCUGUAUUGUAAUGUGAUAUGUGAAAACCAAUAGAUAGAUAGAUCCGCAAGGUCUGAGGGACAGUGGACUGGCCCCCUGCCGAAAAAGCUUACAGACCCCUGUUCUAGACAGUCUGAAAACACCUUCCUUUGCCGUUGCAUCUUUUAUUCCAUUGUGAUUCCCUCUUCCAGUUAAGCCAGCGCCCAGGUCCCCUAAGUCCCAUUUUCUUGCCCACCGACGAAGAGUGGAUCUGGACCUUAGCCAAGACCUGGGUGCGAAACUCCGAAUUCCACAUCCACGAGGUGAACACCCACCUGCUCCGUGGACACCUGAUGGCGGAAGUCUUUGCGGUGUCGACACUGAGGCAGCUGCCCAUGUGCCACCCCAUAUACAAGGUGAGAGAGCCCAGAGGGGGUUCAGUUUGGGGCAUUUAGCGGUAAGUACAGGGAGGGAUAUAGGGACGCAGGUGGCGCUGUGGGUUAAGCCACAGAGCCUAGGGGCUUGCCGAUCAGAAGGUUGGCGGUUCGAAUCCCCGUGACGGGGUGAGCGCCUGUUGCUCGGUCCCUGCUCCUGCCAACCUAGCAGUUCGAAAGCACACCAGUGCAAGUAGAUAAAUAGGUACCGCUCUGGUGGGAAGGUAAACUGUGUUUCCGUGCGCUGCUCUGGUUCGCCAGAAGCGGCUUAGUCAUGCUGGCCACCUGACCCGGAAGCUGUACGCCGGCUCCCUCGGCCAGUAAAGCAAGAUGAGCGCCGCAACCCCAGAGUCGGUCACACCGGACCUAAUGGCCAGGGGUCCCUUUACCUUUAUGGGGAGGGAUGUUUUCGGCAUCCUCUUUUAUCUUUUGAAGGAAACAAACCGCGUCUGGGGGAAAAGGCUGCCUCUCUCAGAGGAGGCAGCGAUGCCACCAGACUGGAUGGCUUUGAAAGAAAACUUUGCCCCCUCUUAUAAAAAAAUAAUAAUAACUUGUGGGUAUCUCGUGAAGCUGAAAGUUAGAAGAUUGGGGACAUGUAAAAGGAAGUCCUGCUUGAUGCAGUGAAUAUUUUUUUUUUCUAAGAUAUUUAUUGAAAUUUUCAAAGUGUUACCAAAUAAAAUAAAAACAGUAGAAAAUACAAAAUAAAAAUAAUUAACAAAGUAGAAAAAGAAAAAAACAAACCCCUUCCAACCGUAUGAAUACAAAUUCAAAAAUAAGAAAAAGUGACAAAAAGAAAAAAAAUACAAAAAUACAUCACACACAAUUAAAAAACAUUUAAAAACAAAUUCAUUAUUCUCAUAUCCUCAACUGUGAUUGCCUUCUUUCUUUGACCUCCUCCUCCUCCCUUUCUUUGUAUCCUAGUUAUUAAUUAUCCCAGCAAAUCCUUUCCAUAUUUCAUAAUAUUCUGUCAUUACAUUACCCUAAACUGUUUUAAUCUUAUCUUUCUAUAAUAAAAUAAACCUUAAAGCUUAAAACUUAAAUCUUGUCCUUACCAACUUCUCAUAACCAUAAUAUUCUUUCAUAAUUCUUUAAACAUCUUUACUAAAGCCAAGUAAUUUCAUUCCAACAUUUUUCUAACAUUCAUCAAUUUUAUAAAACAGUUCUAAUGGUAGAAAAAAGAAAUACAAACAAAUCCAAUCUUCAUCCAACGUCCCUUCCUCCUGGUUCCGGGUUUUGUCAGUCCUUAUUAUCCCGUCAAUCUAGCCCAUUAACCUGGCAGCCUUAUAUCCGAGGCCCUCAAGUCUCUUCCAUGUCCCUUCCGCAGCUCUUCUUCAUAUUUGUAACUGUAUUUUCCCUUGUCUCCUGCUCGUGGUAACUCCAGCUUGGCAAUAUUUUUAACCCUUCUCGACAGAUCAGCCCCUUUUCCAUAUUCAACACUGAAUUCCAUAUGGUAUUUAAAAGCAUGUUUCAAAGACCCUCCGAAAUUAAGAGCCCCCACAAUCCCAAACAUCUCAUGGCCCAUUGUCAGAUUUGAAAAGUCCAAACAUCCCAGCAUAGGGGGGUCAAUCCAGCCCCCCAUUUCCAAGCCAAACCAAACUUUUUCUUUCCAAAUCUGGCUUUUCCCAAGUUCAUUUGUCAAAUCCGAAAACUCAUAUUCCUGUUGGGCCUGUUCUGUCAGGACACACUCCUGAUUUAAUUCCUGAGUGGGCUCCACAUAUUUUCCCACUGUCUGUUCAAAAUUUCCCACUGCCUGUUCAAAAUUUCUAGUCGAAGUCGCCAUCCAAUUCACCUUUUCAUGUAAUUGUUCCAGUAGGGCAUUUGUUUUAUAGAAAGCACACAACAAAGCUUCUGAAUACAUUGUCCUGCAAGGUCAAAUGCCUGUUCCCACGAUUGUUAUCUGUAACAGCUGCCGGCUCCCUGGAGUUGGUUACAGUUACACAGUCUCCCUCUAGGGGGAAAACUUCUAUUUGUUCUUGCAACAAAGUUUCCCUUUUUGAGAUACUUUGUCAAUAUUUGUUGCUUAAAGAUGCGAAGGGAAGCAGUGGAAUCGCUAUGUUUCUCUUCUUUUAGCUAUCUGUCAAAAUGCUUGUCUCUGGUCAAUGAACUUCAAACGUCAGUCCUGACACCCCGCUCCAGGAUCAGGACGGAGGAAAGUUACUUUACUUUAAACUCACUUUAAACAGUCCGGAAAAGAUCCCCCUCCUUCUGCUGUCGAAGGGGGGUUCCACAAUUUUAAAUGAUGAAAUCCAAUCCUUUAAAGGAGAUUUUCUAAGCUCUAGUUUACGUUGUCUUUGCUUUAUUCUGUUUACAGAAGAACGGAAGGCUGAUUUCCUGUUUAGACCUUCCCGUUCCGUACCAAAUUAAAAUAGGUUUUUAAAAUCCAAUUCCUUUCUGCUCGCAAGUCCUUAUCUAAUGUCCAGUUGUUCAGAGUCUAAGUACUCACGGGUGCUUAUUUUAGAGUCCAAAUUGUCCCAGGAAAAAGGCAGCGCUCUCCGGCAACGGCUGUGCGGCUUCACUCCACGAAAAUAGCAAUUGACUCACAGCACCGCGCCACUUCCCCUCUUCACUUUGGAGCCCGUUAGUGGGUUCCUUAGCGAGUUGGGGGCGCUAAAGGUGCCCGCCGAGUCCCAUGGUCACAGGCUUCAUCCGCCUGUGAUUUUUAAAAGGGUCCCCGCUUCGCCGUAGCGGAGAAGACCCGUUUCCCGCGGAGCUAGUCCCUCCUGUUCAGAGGGAGUCCGCCAUUGCCGAUGGCGCCACCCUGGAAGUCCGAUGCGGUGAAUAGUUAAACUGUGGAACUUGCUCUUGCAGGAGGUAGUUAAGGCCAACAAUCUAAAAGAUAAAGGUAAAGGGACCCCUGACCAUUAGGUCCAGUCGUGGCCGACUCUGGGGUUGCAGCGCUCAUCUCGCUUUAUUGGCCAAGGGAGCUGGCGUACAGCUUCCGGGUCAUGUGGCCAGCAUGACUAAGCCGCUUCUGGUGAACCAGAGCAGCGCACAGAAACACCGUUUACCUCCCCGCCAGAGCGGUACCUAUUUAUCUACUUGCACUUUGAUGUGCUUUCGAACUGCUAGGUUGACAGGAGCAGGGACCGAGCAACGGGAGCUCACCCCGUCGCGGGGAUUCGAACCACUGACCUUCUGAUUGGCAAGUCCUAGGCUCUGUGGUUUAACCCACGGCGCCACCCGUGUCCCAACAAUCUAGAAGGCUUUAAAAGAGGACCAGGCAAAUUCAUGGAGGGGGAGAGGGCUAUUGUCAGGGAUUGGGCUUGAGAGGGGUGGGGUGGAGGGGCUGCGAAGGGGAGAAUCGGGGAGAACAUGCUAUGACUUCAGUUACAAGACCUUUGUCUCUGUGUACUUUGAGACAUCCCCCCCAACCUUACACAUGUUCCCUUUCCGCCCCCCCCUCCAGCUUUUGAUUCCUCACCUCCGUUAUUCCAUCCAUAUCAAUGUGCUGGCCAGAACCUACCUUAUCAGCCAAGGAGGUACCUUUGACAAGGUAAGUGGGAGACUCGUGGGACGCCCUUGGAGGAAUGCGUGGUGACCCCACCGUGGAAUGCCUUCCGCUCUGACCCAGCUCUUCAGGCCCAAGGACACAUGGUGAUCUCUGUUCUUCCACAUCCUACCCAUUUGACCGCAGGGUGAUUCGCAGCUGACUUGGGGAGUCUUUUCUGGGGGUGCCUCUCUGUUUUGCAGGGCUCUGAGCGCAGUCUUCUGUUUUGGAAGUGCCCUGCUUUUGAAGGCUGCCCAGUUUGGUUUAAGGAUGCAGAACCCAAAGGAGGAGAUUCAGUGCGGAGAUUUAAGGUUUCCUCCCAAGGGAGCAGGUUGAGCUACAGGCCUCCCUGCCAGAUUUAAAUGCAUUGGGGAUAGAUCCCAGGUUAGUCUUACUCAGAAGCCGAUAGAUGUAGCUAACUUAAGCCUGUUCGUUUCAAUGGAUGUGCUCUGAGUACAAGUUAACAGGGUACAACCCAAUUUAAAUUAUAGCAAUUAUUUCCUCUCUCUUUUUUGUAAAGUACCGUAUUUUUCGCUCCAUAGGGCGCACCGGACUAUAGGGCGCACCUAGUUUUUAGGGGGGAAAAUAAAGAGGAAAAAAAUAUCCCGCUGGCUGUCUUGGCUUCCUCUUUAGCCGCGUGCAACCUCUUCAGCCGGGAGAGGCUGCGCGCGGCUUUGGCAGAAGCCAAGAUAGCGAGCGGGAUGGAUCCCGCUCGCUGUCUUGGCUUCGUUUUUAGCCGCGGGGCUGCGGCGGGGGAAGCGGCAGCAAGGUCUGGGAGCGGCAGCAAGGUUGCGCGCAGCCUUGCCGCCGCUCCCGGAGCUUGCGGAUAGCUGCCUGAAGCCCAGGGAGCGCAGCGGGAGUUGGCGCUGCGCUCCCCGGGCUUCAGGCUGCAGGCUGCUAUCCGCAAGCCUUCAGAGUACGAGGGAACUCCUGCUGCGCUCCGAAGGCUUGCAGAUAGCUGCCUGAAGCCUGGAGACCGAGAGGGGGCGGCGUGGAGGGAGCGCUCCCUUUGCGCUUCGGAGGCUUCCCCUUGCUAUCGCUGAAGCCAAGGAGCCUGCAUUCGCUCCAUAGGUCACACACACAUUUCCCCCUUCGUUUUUGGAGGGGGAAAAGUACGUCCUAUAGAGCGAAAUUUUUUUAGUUUUUAUUUGGUUUUUUAAAAAUAUAAACUUAUAACAAAAUCAAUUAAAAAUCCGUAUAAAGAGAUUACUCUGAAUCUCACGACUCCCCCCCCCCCAUCCCCUCCAUGGGUCCUAAUAUCAAUCAGUCCAUAAUACACAAUUUUUUAUCCAUCUAAAUUGUCCAUAGUUUUUGUUACAUUUGUUGUCGUUGCUUAGUCGUGUCCGACUCUUUGUGACCCCAUGGACCAGAGCACGCCAGGCACUCCUGUCUUCCACUGCCUCCUGCAGUUACAUUACAAGUGUGAUUAAAAUCCUGCUAAUGUUUUAAUCUGUUUGCAAUGGUCUCCUGAAUAAAUUAUUUUUAAAAUCCCCUUCUUUUUUAAAGUUCUUGUCCUCUUGGUUCCCGAGAUUCCCAGUUAAUUUUGCCAUUUCAGCGUAAUCCAUCAACUUGGUCUGCCAUUCUUCCCUGGUCGAGAUUGUUUCUUCCUUCCAUCUCUGGGCAAAUAACAUCCGUGCGGCUGUUGUCACAUACGUGAACAGUCUUUUCUGGUCCUUUGGGAUCUCGGUACCUAUAAUUCCUAAUAAGAAAGCUUCUGUUUUGUUUUUUUAAGCAAAUGUUAUUUUAAACAUUUCUUUCAUUUCAUUAUAUAUCAUCUCCCAGAAAGUUUUUUUUUUUGUUUUAAUGAUAUUUAUUAGGGUUUCAAAAAAAGGUUACAUAGAUAAGAAAAAGAAAAAUAGAGAAAAGAAAAGAAAAAUACAAAAUACAAAAAAAAACAAUUAAAAACAAUUCCAUCUUUUCAUCACUUAUCUUUCAUUUACUUGUUUCCCGGACCUCCUCAUGCCACCCUUUUUUGUAUUCCAGUUCAAUUUAUUAGUUCAGCAAUUCCUUUCCCUCCUUAUUUUAUCCUGAUCUUUAAUCUUAAUAUAUUAUAGCAUUAAGUUUUGACCUAUUGAAAAUCCAAUUUUUCCAUAUUCUUUUGAAAGUUUUUGUUACCUGACACCUCCACCACAUAUGACAACAAGCACCUAAAUUAUAGCAAUUGUUUCCAAGUCUAUACUUGUAGAUCAGCACUGGCAAGUGUUAGAUUAUACACGGGGCUGCCUCUGAAGACAGUUUGGAAACUUCAGCUGGGGCAGAAUUCGAUGUGCCUCAUUUUGGAGUGUGCUGAGUGGUCUUCUCCCCUCCCCACCCGCUUUCUGCCGCAGGCCAUAGCGACCGGGCGCAGAGGGUUAGCUGUGCUUCUUAAAAAGUCCCUGGACAACCUGACCUACACGGAUCUGUGCCUCCCUGAGGAUAUUGAGGCCCGAGGAGUCGGCUCGCUUGCCGAUUACUACUACAGGGACGACGGGCUGAAGAUAUGGGAUGCCAUCGAGAGGUAAGAGAAACAGGAUUCGCUGGGUGCUUUCAGUGGAAUGGCUGGAGUCUUCUUCAAACAUCAGCCCCAUGCCCACCAGUUCCUCGCACGGCACGCCUGAUCUCAAACUCUGCUCCCAGUUUCCAGAGUGGUUUGCUGCCAUGUAUGGGGUGGGGAGAGCUGCUACUCAAGAGCAAGGCAUCAAAGCACAUGUAGUGCACAGACACGAAUCCUGGGGAUGGUAAUUCCCACCAAGACCGUAUAACAGCAGUCCUGAAAGACCUACAUUGGCUCCCAGUACAUUUCCGAGCACAAUUCAAAGUGUUGGUGCUGACCUUGAAAGCCCUAAACGGCCUCGGCCCAGUAUACCUGAAAGAGCGUCUCCACCCCCAUCAUUCAGCCCGGACACCGAGGUCCAGCUCCAAGGGCCUUCUGGCAGUUCCCUCCCUGUGAGAAGUGAGGUUACAGGGAACCAGGCAGAGGGCCUUCUUGGUGGUGGCGCCCACCCUGUGGAACGCUCAGAUGUCAGGAAAUAAACUUUUUAGAAGUCAUCUGAAGGCAGCCACGUUUAGGGAAGUUUUGUAUGUUUGAUGUUUUAAUAUUUUGUUGGGAGCCGCCCAGAGUGGCUGGGAAAAUUGUUGUUGCUGUUGUUAUUGUUCACGCCUCACAGAGCUACAAUUCUCAGCACCCUUAAGCUCCCAGGAUUAUUUGUGGGAUCCCGUGAACUUUAAAUGUGCUUUAAAUGUGUGGUGUGCGCACAGCCUGCCUGGGGAGCCGGCCUAACUUCUCAUUUUCCCUACAGCUUUGUCUCUGGCAUCGUGGAACUGUACUACAAAAGCAACUUGUCUGUCCAGAGAGAUUACGAGCUUCAGGCCUGGAUCUGCGACAUCUUCACAAAGGGCUUUCUGUCCAAGCGGUCAUCAGGUACUCCGCCAAACCCAUUUCCUGCUGCUUCCCUGUUCUGCUCGCUGUUUUCCUUCCUUCGGGACUUGUUUAGACAGCCCGUCACACUUUGGGAAGCCUAUAAAAAGUAUCCGCUUCCCCACAGGCCCCUUAACUUGGUGGAGGAACACGAAAUGUAACGCCGCCAUGCGGCUAACAAUACCUCUGGUGUGCAGCCAGCUGCGAUGCACUAUUUCAUGGUAUCAUAGAAUUGUUGAGUUGGAAGGGACACCCAGGGUCAUCUAGUCCAACCCGCAGGAAUGUGCAUUUAACAUGAACAUCUGUUUUAUUAUGCUCUUCAGCUAUGUCUGAGCCCCAACGCAAGUCACAGUGUGAAAACGCACGAAGGAAGCUGCAGUUAGAUUGGGGGUACUUGAAGGGUGUUGCCAUAAAAAAAUUAAGGUCUUAUAUAUAAUAAAUGUUCAUAAAUGUUCCAAGCAAACACAUACAUAAAUAUAUAAACCACAUGUCUGAAGCAGCACAGGAAGACAGUCCUGAAACCAUUUUGACUCCCCAACUGACCAAAUGAUUUCUCUGCAAGGUCAAGGAAAAUGGAAAAGCCUCCCCACUGUUUUUUCAUUCACAAAUCCUGACUUAAGGGUAUGUCUGUGUAUGAAUAGGGUGAGCCUGUGACCUGGCUCAGGAACUAAGUAUUUGUCAUUACAAAAGACUGGCCAGGCUCCCCAGGGUAUCCAACCAAGUAAGCAUUAACAGGUAACCUGCCAGACAGGAGAUAAACAACACACUCAGAUUUCUGUUGUAGACCACCUUUUCUGUGAUGUAGGGAUGAUGUUUCUGGGGGUGGUCUUGGACUCCAAGGCUGGCAAUUUAAAAUGUCUAUAUAAGGGCGGGCACACCUGGGUUCGGAAUCCUCCUCCUUUCCUGUGUGCGAGGGGAUCACCCUGUUGCAACAGAUCAAUAAAGAUCAGGCUUACAAACUGCUUUGCUUCUCAAUAUUCUCUGGUCGGCCUCUGUUAUUUUCUCCGACUGAUGGAGAACCUACAAAUGACAUUAUAAGGGCUCUUGUGUCCCCCAUAAGGGAAUAAGGGCAGAAUUUUGUUUAAUACAGUGUGUAACAGCAGAGUCUCCAGACCCCCAGCAGUUGAAGUUGUAGAUCAGGUUCCUAGGCCCUUUCCUCCAGUUGAUGGGGGCAGGAGGAGAAGCUGAGGGACUUGGAGUGACGAGAUUUUUGUUUGGGGGGGGGCAGCCAAAUGUUUUGUUGUUUUUAAAGGAAAUCAAAGUUGUUGAGCUUUCCCCCUUGGAUGGAAGCCAGGGAGCCCAACACUAGAUGGCGCCAGAGACAAAAGCAGGCGGAUUCUAGUUUUGUCUCUGUCCUUUUCCCUACUGAAGUUCUAUAACGCCAACAGUGCUGGAGUGGUCUGGGGUCACGAGGAAAGGGAGGAAGCCCCGAUCCUAUUUCUGCUUUAGGGUCCCUGUCUCCAGCCAACCUGAAUAAAAUAUUGGGGGUGGGGGGUGGGCAGGCAAGCAUCACCCCAUAUAAUUGAUCACAAGAUCUCUCUCGCUCUCUUUCCCUCUCAAACACACACACACACACACACACACACACACACAAACAAACACCUCCCAUUUGUGUGUUUUUUAUAAUAAUUUUUACUGCGUUUUCAAUUUUAUCAUAAUCACAGUUUCCGUACAUAAUUCAAUAAACUCAAACAUUGCUCUAACCAAGCACCGACCUCCUCCCACCCCUCUUUCUGACUUCCAUACAUAAUUACGAUAUUCUUAGCAUUUCUAUCACCACUUUUUUUUAACCUUCUCUCUUACUUUUGUAUUUCCCCUCAUUACAUGUAAAUCCUUAUAUUCUCAUUACAAAACAUUUCAACUCAAACCUACAAACGUUUUCAGAUGUUUACAAUGUUCUUUCAUAUAGAACAUAAAUUUGCUCCAGUCCUUUUGAAACAGUUUGUCACGCUGAUUCCGGAUCUUCCCCGUUCAGCUUUGCUAACUCUGCCACACACACACCCCAUUUGAAUGGCAACGGCCAUCAACUUUGGGGCCGCCCGACCUCUGUUUAUAAACCUCCAACGAAGGAGGGAACCCUCCUUCUGGGGGGGGUCCGCCCCACUGUCAAAAUCCAACAUGCAUUGUAAAGCGCCGGUCUUCAACUGGUGGGUCAGGACCUGCAAGUGAGUUGCUGGGGGUUGCAAGAGGAGCACAACUCCCCUGCAGAAAUAUGGUACAAGAUUAAGGAACGGGUCCCAAGAACAAAAAGUUAUGGAAAAAUGGGAUAGAUAUAUGUUCAAAAAUAUAGUAAAGGUUUGCUGUCUAUGCUAGCGUUCGAUCGGCGUUGGAGAGAAAUUGAGUUGAGAAACGAGAUCAAGGGUACAUAUUGAUAUAGGAAUGCAUUAGAUAAAAUGUAAAGAAAUAUACAAUAAUAAGAGUACAUUCAUUUGAGAGAAAAAAGAAUAUACGAGAUUGACAGGAAGUCCAUAGUGUUGGUACAAAUAUUAUUUUGAAAUAGCUUUAUGUCUUUGUUUUUUCUUUUUUCUUUCUUUAGGUACAUAAAUUCGACAUACCAUAUUUUUCGCUCUAUAAGACGCACCCGACCAUAAGAUGCACCUAGUUUUAGAGGAGGAGAACAAGGAAAAAAAUAUUCUCUCCCUCUCUGCGCAGUGCCUCUCCAGCGAAGCAAAGUCACAACAGCAAGAGAGAUCGCUGUGCAGCGAAAGCACCGAUCCCUCUUGCUCUCCUGGCUUCUGGGAUAGCUGCGCAGCCUGCAUUCGCUCCAUAAGACGCACACACAUUUCCCCUUACUUUUUAGGAGGGGGAAAGUGCGUCUUUAUAGAGCAAAAAAUACGGUAUCAACUUUGUAUACAUGUUGGAAAUUAUACGAUAACAUGCCCUGUAAUGGAAUAUGAUAAUGUAUACAUAUGUGACAUAAGAACAUUAAUAAAAAAAGGAAAAAAAGGAACUGGGACCCAAGAUGCAUGGUUGGGUUAAAUCCCAGACUGGUGGGUUUGAGCAAAAGAUGGCCGCAGCUCGGACUCGCUGGCUCUCACGGUCCCCUUCCAACACUACAACUCUAUGAUUCUCUGUUUGGUUGAAGAUGCCUGUUGUAAAGGACUUGUCCUCUCGCUUCCCUGCAGGCAUCCCUUCCUCCAUCCGCUCUGUUCCGGAACUCAUCAAGUUUCUGACCAUGGCGAUCUUCACGUGCUCAGCCCAUCACGCAGCCGUAAACAGUGGGCAGGUAAGUGAUUCUGCCCUCCUUCCUUGCCUGAGGACGGAGUAUCUGUGUCAGGGAUGUCUGAAGGCGCUGAUUCCCAUUCUGAAACACGCUCGUCUCUUUUUUUGGUUUCACAAGUUCAUUCACACAAAUAAAACUCUUAGAAAUAUUAGAAUUGAACACGAGAUUCUUCCGAAACUUUGGACUUCCCUCCGCGGGUUCUUUAAAUAACUUUGUUGUUUAGUCAUGUCCGACUCUUAGUGACCCCAUGGGCCAGAGCACGCCAGGCACUCCUGUCUUCCACUGCCUCCCGCAGUUUGGUCAGACUCAUGCUGGUAGCUUCGAGAACACUGUCCCACCAUCUCGUCCUCUGUCGUCCCCUUCUCCUUGUGCCCUCCAUUUUUCCCAACACCAGGGUCUUUUCCAGGGAGUCUUAUCUUCUCAUGAGGUGGCCAAAGAUCUGGAGCCUCAGCUUCAGGAUCUGUCCUGCCAGUGAGCACUGAUUUCCUUCAGAAUUGAGAGGUUGGAUCUUCUUGCAGUCCAUGGGACUCUCAAGAGUCUCCUCCAGCACCAGAAUUCAAAAGCAUCAAUUCUUCAGCAAUCGGCCUUCUUUAUGGUCCAGCUCUCACUUCCAUACAUCACUACUGGGAAUACCAUGGCUUUAACUAUACGGACCUUUGUUGGCAAAGAUAAAUAACUUUAUCAACUGCAUAUUAUAAGUUGAUCCAAAUUACAACCCUCCAUUCUAUCCAAAGUCUUUGUGUCAUUGCAAGUUAUUUAAAGCCCACCAGAGAGUUCAUGUGUUUAUAGUGUUCUUUUAAGUACAUUCUAUGUUUGCCCCAUUCUGUACUGAAGUUCUAUCUUCCUGAUUUCUGAUUUUCCCGGUCAGUCUUCCCAUCUCUGCAUUUUCCAAUGAUUUCAUCUGCCAGUCCUCCCUCGUAGCUAUCUUCUCAUCUUUCCAGCUCCGAAAUGUGCUUGUCACAGCGGUGCUUCUGUUCCACUGCAGUUCGACUUUUGCAAAAUGCAAAAAAAUAAUAAUAAUUGUCUGGCUGCCUGCCUGCCUGCCAAAAAAGAUCCUUACUGAUCUUUGGGGAUAGUAAAACGAAACAACAACCGAAAGGAGUGUUAUGUUCUUCUGCUUUUAAAUCAAUAGAUAUGUGCUAAGUUUGCAGACUCUGUUUAACUUUCUUCUGUCCUCCCCUGGGCUGCAGUUUGAAAUGGGUGCCUUCAUGCCCAACUUGCCAUCGUCCAUGAGGAAACCGCCGCCGGAUGUUAAAGCCCCAGUGACGCUUAAGGAGUACCUGGACAUCAUCCCCGAGAUGAACACCACCAGCCAAGUCCUCGCCGUCAUCUGGGUCUUGCGGAACGAGGAUUUUGACAUGGUAAGAAUGUCCAGAAUGCGGCAGCCAGACUGGUGACUGGGAGUGGCCACCGGGACCACAUAACACCGGUCCUGAGAGAUCUGCAUUGGCUCCCAGUACGUUUCCGAGCACAAUUCAAAGUGUUGGUGCUGAGCUUGAAAGCCCUAAACGGCCUCAAAGGCCCAGUAGACCUGAAGGAGAGUCUCCACCCCCAUCGUUCAGCCCGGACACUGAGGUCCAGCUCCGAGGGCCUUCUGGCAGUUCCCUCAUUGCGAGAAGUGAGGUUACAGGGAACCAGACAGAGGGCCUUCUUGGUAGUGGCGCCCGCCCUGUGGAACGCCCUCCCUUCAGAUGUCAAAGAGAUAAACAACUACCUGACAUUCAGAAGACAUCUUAAGGCAGCCCUGUUCAGGGAAGUUUUUAAUGUGUGACAUUUUAGUGUAUUUUUGGUCUCUGUGGAAGCCGCCCAGAGUGGCUGGGGAAACCCAGCCAGAUGGGCGGGGUACAAAUAAUAAAUUAGUAGUAGUAGUAGUAGUAGUAGUAAGAAAGGAGGACCUGGGAGAGACCUGGGUCCAUAUCCCCACUCAGCCACAAAGUUACUGGUUGACUCUGCUGCCUCUCAGCCUAAGCCACCAGGUCAGCAAUAAACCACAUGACACCAGUGAAGUGAGCUCACUCAAAGCUCAGGAGCCCAGGCCUAGUGAGCCCAGCAACUCUUUGCCCCAAUGAGGCAGUUGCAAGGACUGAAGGUCUGCUCCUUCCCACAGCUCCCUAAGUCCCAAGAAACCUGAGACUGCUUCCCUUUGUCUGUCUCUGCUCCACCCUCUUCAUCCACACCUUUUAUUUUGACAAAGUAAUAAUCAUAAAUAAAUAAGAAUAAAAAUAUGCGCAUCCCGCCACCGAGACCAUUGUAACUAUCCAACCUCCCAAAAUUUCAACACCUCUUGCGAUGGUUUGACCCCUUUCCGUUUUAACAGUACAAAUUCUGCGAACAUAAUAGUAAUAAUAAUAAUAAUAAUUUAUUUAUACCUCGCCCAUCUGGCUGGGUUUCCCCAGCCACUCUGGGUGGCUUCCAACCGAAUAUUAAAAACAAUACAGCCUCAGACAUUAAAAACUUCCCUAAACAGGGCUGCCUUCAGCUGUCUUUUAAAAAAUAGUUGUUUACCUUCCAUAUCUCCUCAAAAUCAUUUCUCCUGCAUAUUCCCUGUCUUAAUGGCACGUGUUAAUUGAUCAUGAAUGGCUAUAUCCCACACCUCUUUAUACCAUUCAUUCAACGUUCAUUCCCUACUGAAAAAUCUACAACACUUAAAAUAUAAAUCCGGGGACAUUAAAUGAAAUCCGGGGACGGAUUUUGUCCGGGGACAGAUUUGUAAAUCUGGGGACUGUCCCCGGGAAACGGGGACAUCUGGUGUUCUUGUUGUUUAGUCAUUUAGUCAAGAGUCGUGUCCGACUCUUCCUGACCCCCUGGACCAGAGCACGCCAGGCACUCCUGUCUUCCACUGCCUCCCGCAGUUUCGUCAAACUCAUGCUGGUAGCUUCGAGAACACUGUCCCACCAUCUCGCCCUCCGUCUUCCCCUUCUCCUCGUGCCCUCCAUCUUUCCCAACAUCAGGGUCUUUUCCAGGGAGUCUUGUCUUCUCAUGAGGUGGCCAAAGUCUUGGAGCCUCAGCUUCACAAUCUGUCCUGGACGUCUGGUAACAAUAAACUAAACUGACCCUGCAUCUCUCUCUCUGUUCCUGUUUGCAGAAACCUCUGGGGCAAUACGACGACGAGCACUUUGUCGAGGAGGAACCGAAGCAGCUCAUAACGGCUUUUCAAGAGCGCCUGGCGCACAUUUCUGAGGAAAUCAAGAGCAGGAACAAGUCGAUGAAGCUUCCUUAUACCUACCUCUGCCCAGACAACAUAGAGAACAGCACGUGCAUAUAGAAGCCGGGUUUUGCAGCGCAGCGCAUGCCUCCAGACCACACUGACCGUGCUGCGGUGCAGCCUUCCUCAACCCGGCGCCCUCCGGGUGCUUGAUACUACAACUCCCACCAGCCCCCAGUCCAAAACAUCUGGAGGGCGCCCGGUUGGGGUAAGGCUGCUUUUGAGUUUCUCUUUAUGGAGAAACAGAAGCGCAGCCCCACAUCGCUAGAGAUUUCUUUGAGUGCAGCAGGCUAGGGCCUGCGAUUGUAAACACAGGACAGGAAUUCCGCAGCAGGCAGGCUCAGGCUGGCAGCAUGCAACUUGAAGAUUCACAGAACCCUUAAAAAAGAGAUCCACAAAAUAUAAAGUGCCUGUUCUGAUUGGGGCGGCAUCGUCCCUGGAGGAGCAGGGGUGCAGUUUGGGUGUGCUCCUUAGAAUCACAGAAUUGUAGACAGAUGACCUUUGGGACCUUUGACCUUUCUGUGCAGGACGUAUCAUGUUUAAUCCCUAGCGUCUGACUGCUGCCAGCCAGUGUAGGUAAAAGUGAUCUAGCUAGACCAACGGUCUGACUCUGUAGAAGGCAGCAUCCUAUGUUCUCAUGCAACCUCAAGACUGGACUACUGUAAUGCGCUCUGCGUGGGGCUACCCUUUAGGACUAGUCUGGAAAUUGCAGCGGCUGCGCUCUUCCUUGCGGAGGCGAGGCCAGCUGAAGCUUCUCCUGCACGUUACAUUUCCUGUAUCAUUUCACGCCCUUCCUUUCCCUCGUGCCAUAAAGGGAUCAGGGGUUUGGAGAGGGAAGAACCACUUGCAGACAGCCAGGUUGCCACUUGGCAGCGUGAUUCGAACGCAGAGCUGUGUUUUCUUUCCAUUUGGCAGUGGGGGGUGGUGGUUAGAGGUGUUUAGACAAAAAUGCAAGGGGAGGUCAUUAAAACACACACACAAACACACACAAAACAGCAACCCAAACCCAUUUCAGGCUGUGAAAAGAAAAUAUGUCAAUCCAGAUAGCUUUGCGCCCUAGCGGAUUUUUCAAACGAAAAACUCAAUUUUCAAGCGUACAUAGUUUAAACCCGUUGUGGGCUUCGUGUCCCUUUGAUUCCAGUAAGACUUCAAAAUAUUAUUAUUUUUAUUUGUUAAAUAUGUAUAUUGCCCUUCAUCUGAAGACCACAGGGCAGUUCACAACAUAAAAAUCAAAAACAAAAUGAAACAAUAACUCCCCACCCAGUAAGAGCUUGUGGAUGCUGGAUGAACUGCUUUCAGGUCAAGGAACGCAGGUCAAUGAACUGCUUUCAAUUUACUGCUAUCAGGUCAAGGCAUAAAACGCUGCGUAAAAAAAAUAAAAAUUAAAAAUUAUUGCAUUUUGGAAAAUUAUAGAGAAAGAAUAAAUUAAAAAUUACACCUGAAUACACAAAAAGAAAAGAAGAAAAGCAAAAAAAAAGACAAUAAUAAAGAGAAGAAAAAGAAUUAAUGACGUACACAAAAUUGUUCAAAGGAUACAAACCGUAAUUUGAAUAUUCUACACAAAAGGCUCCCAGAAAGAAAUGACAUUCAUAUUUCUUUUCUUCCCUUACAAUCACU
Molecule: messenger RNA, 43307 nt
Organism: Podarcis lilfordi (Lilford's wall lizard)
Lineage: Eukaryota; Metazoa; Chordata; Lepidosauria; Squamata; Lacertidae
Source: the annotation of a GenBank genome assembly